Molecule: messenger RNA, 2128 nt
Organism: Perognathus longimembris pacificus (Pacific pocket mouse)
Lineage: Eukaryota; Metazoa; Chordata; Mammalia; Rodentia; Heteromyidae
Gene: Xndc1n
Product: XRCC1 N-terminal domain containing 1, N-terminal like
Exons: 10
Coding region: 584-1807 (407 amino acids)
Biological process (GO): single strand break repair; base-excision repair
Cellular component (GO): nucleus
Molecular function (GO): damaged DNA binding
Source: RefSeq, a predicted model, not a curated record
GCUUUUAUUCAUUUUUAGUGUAGGUAUUUCGCCAAUUCUUCCGUUUGAGAAGCUGAAGGAGAGAGUCCCUAAACAGUCAACUUUCGCGACGCUCCCUUACUUGGACUGCCGGGAGCGAAGCGUGUGAACUAAGAACUACAUUUCCCAUGCUGCACUGGGUGUGAACCGGAAGUUUAAUCACGCUCUCCACGGGAGAACGGCUGUGAGUGAAAAUGCAUACAAAAACACGCUAAGUGUGCCUUUUCUUUUCUUUCUUCGUGUGGCCCCUGCUGUGUUGCCUUGAUGAGAGUUAUUUUUCAGACGCGGAUUCUUUAAGCCUCAGAACCAAUUUCUGAGCUUCGGGAGAGAGAGGAACUUGGGGUCAGAAGGCGGAGUUCACGGCGCGGAAUUGGCGGGAGAAUGAACUUGUGCUCCGCGCUCUGAAGCUGUGGUGACUUCCCGAGGCUCCUGGUCGCAGGAAUAAUUUGAGAAUCCAUGUUCUACUGGAAGUUGUGAAGACCAAAACAUAGAGCCAAUGUAGUAACAGAAGAUAUUUUGGAAGGAAGCAUUUUGAUUUGUACUUGGGACAGCUAGUAGGCCUGCCAUGGCUCCUGUGAAGAUAAGCCACAUAGUCUCAUUUUCCUCUCAGGACCCCAAGUAUCCUGUGAAGAACUUACUAAACCCCGACAGCCAGAUGGGACCAUGGCUUAGCUGUCCUCAGGACAAGAGUGGGCAACUGAAAGCAGAACUCCAGCUGGAGAGAGCAGUGCCCAUUAGCUACAUCGACGUAGGUAACUGUGGCUGCGCUUUCCUGCAGAUUGAUGUGGGCCGUUCUUCGUGGUCCCUGGACAGACCUUUUGUCACCCUGCUCCCUGCAACCAUGCUGAUGUCCCUCACUGACUCAAAGCAGGGGAAGAACCGCUCAGGGGUCCGGAUGUUUAAAGAUGAUGACUUCCUGGCUCCUGCCUCAGAGGAAUCGUGGGAUCGACUCCGUCUGAUCUGCUCACAGCCAUUCACACGUCACCAAUCCUUUGGCCUGGCCUUCCUGCGGGUGCGUUCCAAUCUGGACUCCUUAACUGAUCCUGUCACAGGUCCCUCGGCCUCAGGGAGCUCUGGGCUGAGCCAGGGCUCCUGUGAGUCUCAGGAGACUGGUCCAAGCCCCUGGCUGGCUCACCCUUCUAUCCAGAGAACAUUCUUCCCAGAUCCCCAGACGAACACUAAGGAAAUUUCAGAACUCAAGGAUAUCCUCAAGCAGCUGCAGCCAGGUGCUCUGGGGCGUUCAGCUCGUAUGGUGCUUUCAGCCGCUCGCAAAGCUCCUCCAGUCAGUAUGACAAACCCCAAGAACAGCCACACAGGACCAGGUCCCAGCCAUGCAGAGAGUGAAGAACCCAGAACAAAUGAAACAAAAGAACAAAACUCAAAGAAUGAUGUGACCAGGACGAAGAGACAGAAAGUGCAGGACCAAAGGUCUCUGUCCAGUUCAAACUCUCAACCAAGCAAGAGGAAGGUAACAAGGGCAAGGCAAAGAGAGCACCCACCCCGCACCCAAAAGAACAGUGUCCCAAGUCAUGGACAGUGCCCUAUUUGUGCAGGCUCCUUCAGCAUGAAGAUUCUUCCUCAGCACGCCGCCACAUGUGGAGAGACCUCUCUGCCUCAGCCAGCUUCUCCUUCCUCCUCACCAUCCUCGUCCCCAUCAGUACUGUGGGUAUCCUCCCCAGAGAGUUCACCACCCACUUCCUGGGUCCAGUGUCCUCUCUGCCACUUGCAGUUCUCAGCAGGAGAAGUUGAAGAACAUGCCAGCACAUGUGGGGACCUUCUCUGGGCAUGAGCUAUGUGGUCCUAGGACUUUGUUCCCCCUCUCCCCCAAGGACAAAGACUGGCCGAAGGCUAUUGAUGCCAAGCUUCUUAUUCCCUCAAGACUGCCUGGUUGCUGGCAUCUCUGCGCUCCCAAUUCCCAAUUGUCAAGACUUGGUCACCAUGGCACCCAAUUCUGAGGACAGCUCCGUCCUUUUCCCCACUUGGAACUUCUAGAGUAGGAUUGAUGAUCUGUCUAGGGACUUGAGACACCAUCCAGAACAUCUUUCCUGCGUAUUCGGAAAACUGAGGCCCAUUCAAAAGAAAAAUACUAACUGAACACUGGUUACUCAUG